AAUUGCCAUUGGGAAAGCAAUAAGGCGUUCGACAUGGUGUUUGUAAAAGUUGCCCACAGAUAUAGUCAGGCCAUGUUUUCAUUUGGAAGGAACAAAGUGGUUCAUCACCUCCUUAAGUCCUGUGGAAUGUCAACAGCUAAUCCUGCUGCUCAGGAAUCCAAAAUGCAUUACUUGUUGCUGAUAAUUCCAAUAUCAACAUUUGGCCUGGGAACAUGGCAGGUCAAGAGAUUGCAAUGGAAGAAAGGAUUGAUCAAGGAUCUUGAGUCCAGGACAACUGAACCAGUUCGAGAUCUUCCAGAAAAUAUUGAUGAACUUAGAUCAAAAUUUCUGGAAUAUCGACGAGUCCUGGUGCAAGGAACAUUUGAUCAUGCAGAGGAAAUCCAUUUGGCACCAAGGUCACUCAAUGAAGGUGCACAUGGAGGAGGGAGUCUCGGAAGAAAGCCAAAAUCUGGUGCUCAAAUCAUCACACCAUUUGAAAUCUCUGGAACAGGGCAAAGAAUCUUGGUCAAUAGGGGUUGGGUGCCUAUGGACAAAAUCAGACCUGAAAAAAGACAAGAAGGACAGAUUGAGGGUGAGACGUCUUUGGUUUGCUUCAUCAGACAAGGAGAGAAGCGACAGCCAUUUCAGGCAAAAAAUAAUCCAGAAAAUAACAAGUGGUAUUCCCGAGAUGUGGAUGCUAUGGCGGAAGUUACAGGCAGCUUGCCAAUUUUAGUUGAUGCUGAUGCUGGUAUUCGUUGUCCGCCUUUACUGCCUACAUGUACUACAGGUUAA
Pocillopora damicornis (cauliflower coral) is the source of this 771-nucleotide messenger RNA. RefSeq names its product surfeit locus protein 1. Gene Ontology annotation, cellular component: mitochondrion; membrane. Gene Ontology annotation, biological process: mitochondrial respiratory chain complex IV assembly. NCBI's taxonomy places the organism in Eukaryota, Metazoa, Cnidaria, Anthozoa, Scleractinia, Pocilloporidae. The record is from RefSeq and is a predicted model, not a curated record.